GACACCGGACGUGACGCCAGAGCAGGAACUUAGUUGCCCCGUCGUGGAAAGAAAAGAUGGCGGGGGACUCCUCAAUGGAGCUCCUGUUUUUGGAUACAUUCAAGCAUCAGAGUGCAGAGCUUACUAAUAUAGAUGUGGUAAGGUUUCCCUGUGGAGUACUGGUGACCGAGAUUCGAGUCAUUCCUCCAGGUAUCAAAGCUCACAGCAGCCUCCCAGACAGCCGAGCUUUUGGAGAAACGGCUCCACAUGCUUUCCAGUUGGACCUGUUCUACAACAAUCUGUCUAAAUCCAAUACACCUGUGUUUCACCGUCUUGGCAGUUUGGAGUAUGAUGAAAACAAGUCCAUUGUCUUCAGACCCAGUGGAAAGGUGAACACAGAUGGCCUAGUUUUGCGGGGCUGGUACACAUGCCUGACGGUGGCAGUGUACGGGACAGCGGAACGCUCCCACGCGCAUGACCGCGACACACUCGCCCCUCCACCCCCGCCCCCACCCCCCCAGCAGCCCAUACAGAAGAGGGGGAGCAAGCAUGAGUGGGAGAAUGAGGAGCAGUUUAACGGCAGCCCCCCCAGACCACAGCCCAGAGGGCCACGCACCCCUCCUGGUCCACCCCCGCCGGACGACGAUGACGAGGAAACCCUCGCUGUGCAAGGCCCGGUGAAGGAGGAGAGUGUUGACGGCAGGGAGUCCCUGGAGCCGGUGUCUCCUGAGCCAGGGUCGGUGCGCGCAGACGAGCCCUUGUCAGAGCCCGAGCCCGAGGAGGAGGAGGGACUGGAGCCGGAGGAAGAGGAGGAAGAAGGGACAGACGAGGGCAGCGAGCCUGACGAGGAAGAGGAUGAGGAAGAAGAGAUGGAGCCAGAGGUGGAGGAGGAAGAGGAAGAAAUGGAUGAGGAAGGAGAAGGUGGAGAUGAUGGGUAUGAACAGAUCUCCAGCGAUGAAGAGGACCUGGAGAGUGGCGCCUUCAAGCUGCCCAGCUUCGACGUGGACUACACGGCCGAGGAUCUGGCCUCGGUGCCCAGUGUCCAGUACGACCCGUAUGAGCGCGAGCUGCGGCCCCUGCAGCACUUCACGCCGCCCCAGACCACCGCGUAUGAGGCCCAGCUCAUCUGCCUCAAGAGCCAGGACCUGGACGACCCCACGUCCGCCUGGGCCGAGUCUGCCGCCAAGCUCACCGAGUUGUUGGAGUCCGGAGGCAGUGAUGAAUUAGGUCCUCGUUGGGUGAUGGCCCUGGAGGAAGUGCCUCCGGUGCUGGUGAAGGGCCUGAGCUUCCUGGUGGCCAAGGAGCCGGGGGCGGCACGGGGUCACCUGGAGCGCCUGAUUGGCUGGGCUUGCAACGCGCUGAGCCUCAGCGUCGCCCUGUCCCAGCCCAUCGCGCUCAACCUGCGGCAGCUGAAGGCCGGCGCCAAGCUGGCCUGCGCCCUGGCCGACUGCGGCGGCGACGUGGUGUCCGGCCUGCUGGACCGCGGCGUGCUGGCCACGCUCCUGGAGAUGCUGUUUGCCGAGCACGUCUCCUCUGCGCUCAAGCUCAACGCCCUGCGCGCCCUCAACGCUGUGGUGGACCAGCCCCUGGGCAUGCAGGUGCUCCUCGGACAUAGACACAGGGGAGGAGGAGGAGACGCAGAGGACAAAGAGACCAAGAGGGAGACCAACAGUGCGUACCAGAGACUACUGGAGCUCUUCCUGCUGGACCAGACGGUGCGCGUGGUGACCGCCGGAGCCGCCGUCCUGCAGAAGGGCCACUUCUACGAGCUGCUGGGGGAGCUGAGGCGCUGCGCCGGGGCCUGGGCCGAGAAGAGCGCCGCCGGGCCCAUGGACAUCGCCGAGAGGGAGUCGGACGAGAAGGAGGGGGCCGGUGACACGGAGGAGCGCGAGGGGGGAGGCCCCGAGGCCGAGGAGGAGGGCGAGCUGGAGCGCGUGCAGGGACUGCUGGAGGAGAUGCUCCACCUGCUGGUGACGGCGCCACACUGCAUGCUGCAGCCGCCCACUAAAGCCUUCCCCACCACAGCCCGCAUCACCGGACCAGUGGACACAAAUGACCCCUACCCCACACUUUACAGGUACAUGCACGCGUGUCACUUCCUGGAGUCUCUGGUGGUGGUGAUGUCCCACCCGGCGGCGUGUGCUCACCCGGGGCUGGUGCAGGUGGUGCGCGAGCUUCUGCGCUUCCUGUCCCAGUCACAGCCGGGCCUCCUCUUCCUGCUCAGCCACCACCAGCCCACCAACCUGCUCCUCAGGGUCCUGGCGCCCCUCCCCGCGCUCACGCACCCGCUCACACACACGCUCAUGGAGACGGAGACGGAGGAGGCGGGCCAGGCCGCCGACGCCUGCUCGCUGGAGGACAGCUUCUGGGCGUGGCUGGUCCAGGUGCUUCACGCGCUGCAGGGCGUGGCUGAACUGAUGGAGGCGGGGCUGGAAGGGGAAGGGGAGGGUCUCGGGGAGGGCCCAGUGGUGCUGUCCACGCUGAACAGCCUUUACCUGAUCAGCUUCAGCCCGGGCGGAAGAGACGCCCUCACACACACGCUCUGUCUGGACAACAACAUCACCUGUCUGACCAACAUACUGCAGCAGCAUGCCAAGGAGGGCCAAGGUGAGGGUAAGGUGCGCAAGUCAGUGGCCUAUAACUACGCCUGCAUGCUGCUACUGCUGGUGGUGCAAAACUCCAACGACAUCAAGAUGUUGGAGAACCAUGGCGCCACUCUUCUGAGUGCGUGCAAAGCGGAUGACAACAAUGCCAAACUGCUAGAACUCGGCAAAUGGCUGGAGCCCCUGGAGAAGCUGCGCUUUGACAUCAGUGCCAUCCCAACACUCAUCGAUUACAUCAAACAGAAUAUAGAGAACCUGAUGACGCCAGAGGGGUCGGGACUCACCACAGCUCUGCGAGUCCUCUGCCACGUUGCCUGUCCUCCAACACUCGCCCCAGGUCAGCAGAAGGAGCUGAAGUGGACGGUGGCGGUGAUGGCGCUGUUCUCGGGCGAGGGCCUGGACACAUUUGUGCGCGUGCUCCAGAAGCUGUGCCAGCUGCUGCUGCUGCCGUGGCGACUGCACGGGCCGCUGGGGCCGGGCGCCCAGCGCGUAACGGUCAUGUCGCUGGCCUGCUGCACCCUGCGGCUCCUGCGCACCAUGCUGGCCGAGCUGCUGCAGAGCGGGCCGAGCGGCGGCACCACGGGCCACGAGUGUCGGGACGCGCGCAUCCCGGCCGUCUGCGUGGCGCUGCACACGGUGCUCUGCUCCACGCCGGCCACGGGCAGGCUGGACGGACAGGAGCUGCGCGUGCAGGCCGAGCUGGUGGACGUGCUGCUGACGCUGACCAGGGCGGCGGGCAGCGGCCGGCGCGACGUGGGCUCCGAGGAGACGCUGGCCGGGAACAGCUGGUCGCUCACGCUCAAGGAGGUGCUCAACUCCAUCCUGGCGGCGCCCGAGAACAUCUUCAGCGGCCUGACGCUGCUGUCGGAACUGCUGCCGCUGCCACUGCCCAUGCAGACCACACAGGCGCUGUCGGUGCAGGAUGUGAGCUUGGCACUGAACACGCGUAAGCUGUGGAGCAUGCACCUGCAGGCUCAGGCGGGCACGCUGGUGGAGGUGCUGCGCAGCGUGGCGGUCAGCAGCUGCCCGCCUCUACAGGCCAUGCUGCGUCGCGUCUGCGUGCAGCUCUGCGACCUGGCCGCGCCCACCGGCACGCUCACCGUCCGCACACUCCUCGAGCAGCUGCAGGAGGAGCUACAGCCGGAACGUGUGUGUCCAAGGUUGCCACGGAUGCUGGCCUUGCUGGACUCGUUGGCGUCUCAGCGCUGCUUCAAGGCGUCCAUGCUGGCCCUGCUGGGCGGGGCUCCGCGAGAGGGGCCAGUUGAAGGGCUGGACCUGCUGCCGUCCCUGCUGUCCCUGCUCCUCCCUCCUGCUGACGCCAGCAUCCCACUGCAGCAGGGCGCCGAGCUCGCCGCCUCCAUCAUACAGUCCCUCUGUGAUCAGGACAUCUCUAUGUGUGUGAGUGGCUCUGGGGAGGGCUGUGUGUCUGAGGUGGAGCAGCUGGCCAACGCUCUUCCAGCUCGAGAAGCUCUGUCCAGCAUCUGUGACGGGCUCCUUGGCGUGUUGGGACACACACCCAGCACACACACACUCCUGCUCACCUGCCUGCGCACCCUCAUGAUCCUCACCGAGCACGACUACGGCCUCCACCAUCUCAAGAGCUCUCUGAAAAAGCACAGCACUGUGGUGGUGUCUCUGUUGAAGAGGGAGAUCCGCUCCUUCUCUAAAGACUCCCCUGAGCUCCUCUGCGCUCUGCUUGACUUCCUCCGACAAAUGCUCAACUCUGAUUCUGUGGAUGAGGAGAUGGACUCCCGCUCCGUGGCUCUGAGCGUCUAUGAGAUGAAGCAGCUGCUGCAGUGGAAGGAGGACUCAGAGGAGCAUGCACUAGCGGAGCUGGAGAAACACGUAACGGGGCAGGCAAAGGGCGAUGACACACUGGAGACUUUGCUGGAAGGCCUGAGUGCCUUCAGACAGCUUCUGGAGAGUUCUACCGACACGGCGCCCAGUGAGCCGGACGUUGAGCCCAACCUUCCUCAGCCGGACAAAUUGCAGACACAGUAUAACCACAGGACGGUGUAUGUCCUCUCUGAUGUGAUGGACGAGCAGCUCAAAGCCCUCUGGUUCUCUCCGUUUAACGCUGAAGAGCUGGAGAGUGACCUGGACAUGGUGAAGGUGGACAUGUUGUCCCUAGCCCAGCAGUGUGUUCCUGAUCUGGACCUGCAGGCAGAGCUGGAGCACUCCUUCCUCUCUGAGCCCACCUCCCCAGUGCACCGACAGCCAAUCAAAGGCUUCAGACUGGGCAAACACAAGCAUGAGACCUUCAUUACUUCCAGUGGUAAGUCGGACUAUGUGGAGCCGGCGAAGCGAGCGCACAUCAUGGCCCAGCCUCGCGGCCGGGGCCGAGGCAUGUUCUCCCAGGGGCCGGGCGGCCGGCCGCACGACAUCUUCCGCCAGCGCAAGCAGAACACUAGCCGUCCGCCCAGCAUGCACGUGGACGACUUCCUGGCCGCCGAGUACAAGGACGUGGGCCCGUCACCAGGGCUCAUCCUCCCCAAGCGCCCGCCCAAGGGUGGGGCUAAGCCACCAACCAGAGGCCUGUUCACAGGAGGCAGCAGAGGAGGGAGGGGGGGCUUCCCCAGCCACACCCGAUUCUUCACCCCACCUGCCCCCAAGAGUGUGCUGCUCACAAGUAAUUACCCUCGGCGAGAGGGAGGCCGUGGUGGCUCCAGCUGGAGUGCUCAGGUAACCGCUCUGGCUCACAGAGCAACAUACAGCGACACACGUGGGGGGCAGAGCAACUUCGCCAGGGGACCAAUCACAGCCCGACAACCACCCGCAGGUGCGUACCGAUUGGCUACCAGGGACCGGGCUCCCCGAGGCAGAGGGACCGGCCUAUCCUGGCUGAGUGGAGGCGGGCCUGGCGUCAGUGGAGGAGGGGUUAGCAGCAGCAGUGGGCGGGGUUCCCAGGGGAAGUUCAACAGUGGUGGGCGAGGUCGUCAUGUACGCUCAUUCACUCGCUGACCAAUUAACUGGAGGCCUCACAAACGGACCAAUCCGAAAAUGCCUUUGUGUCUAAGAGACACAUUUGGACAUGUCUUUAUGUGGAUAAUGCUUUUCUGUUUCAUCAUGUUUUGUAUUUUUAAUCGUGUUGAGUUGAGUAAAAAUUUGAGCGUUGUUGGA
Molecule: messenger RNA, 5702 nt
Organism: Alosa alosa (allis shad)
Lineage: Eukaryota; Metazoa; Chordata; Actinopteri; Clupeiformes; Clupeidae
Gene: virma
Product: vir like m6A methyltransferase associated
Cellular component (GO): RNA N6-methyladenosine methyltransferase complex
Molecular function (GO): RNA binding
Source: RefSeq, a predicted model, not a curated record